Messenger RNA from Penicillium macrosclerotiorum, 1029 nucleotides. RefSeq lists its product as uncharacterized. The coding region runs from base 1 to 1029 and encodes 342 amino acids. The transcript has a single exon. NCBI's taxonomy places the organism in Eukaryota, Fungi, Ascomycota, Eurotiomycetes, Eurotiales, Aspergillaceae. The record is from RefSeq and is a predicted model, not a curated record.
AUGGCGGACAUCCCUCCAAACCAGACGACGAAAGGCCAGGCUGCCGACUUAUGCCCAGAAACAAUGACCUGGGUUGAUAUCUGCAAACAAGCAAAAGAUAUCACGUCACGGCUGGAUCACGGGACAACAGUCUUCACAAGCGGUGAGAUCAUGGUGGUCCAUGAAUACUGGAAGGGAUUUGAGAUGAUGGGCAUUCCGCAAGAGCCUCCCACAGUCAGAUUCAUGAACACGCCUGGCGCUAAACGUCACAUCCGAACAAUGCUUCGUGACAGAGGGCUUUCAAGACUUCCAUUCAGUAUUGAUAUACCCUCGAAUGAUUCCGUGGAGCGGAAGCCUUUCGACUGGAAGCCUUUGGCUUGGAAGAAAGACCUCAUCAUUCCUGCCCUCGCCAAGGCUCUGCCUACCCCCGCCACUCCUAAAGCACCAUAUCCAGAGACUUGUGAGAAACAGGAUAUUGAUACCGUUUUCUCAGGGCACCAAAACAACUCUUCUCAGACAGAGUCAAAAAAAGUCUACCAGGACACCCCCAAAGCCUCUGAGCAGACUCCUUCGUGCCCCAUGUCCAUCUGGGCUACAUUGCCUUCUGAUGAGGUCAAAACGCCCGCAUCUGUUUCUAGCAACCUCUCAACCACUCGCCGGCACGCGAGCCCUCAUCAGCUCACAGGAACCAUUCCCAUUGGAUUAUCAACUUUUCCGGCAGCCCAAACACCCGCGACGCUGCUUUUCAAUACAGCCAAUACCCCCACCGCUCCUCUGAUCCAAUCUGCAGACUUGGUCAAAGUUCGUGUAAAUGGCAAGGAGCAGAUCGUCAGCAUUCAAGCUGUGAUCGGUUGUAAUAGCUUUCUCCAGUCGACCAUUCGUUCCUUGAAUGAGACAAAUUCUACACUGGAAAGCUUGCUACGUACCAAAAAUGAGAGGAUCGAGGCUCUGGACAAACAUAUCGCAUCUCAGGACUCCCAGAUUCUCCAUUUAACCACUCAAAUUGGUCAGCUGCAAGCAAAGCUACCGGGCCGGCGGCCAGCUGCUUGA